AUUGCAGCAUCAAAGGAAACAGAUUUUUCAUCCUGGUGUGAAAAUUGAUAGUUUUGCAAGGAAGUUGGAGUCAUUUAAUUAUGAAACAAGCUUAAAACAUCGCCGACGUUGAAAGUGAGAGUUAUCAGAAUAAAAGAAAUAAGUAAUUCACAUCGGAAACCGGAAAAAUCGAAAUAAAUUCAGGAAAAAUGACAGCCGUAGACGAAAGAACUAUUUAUGCUAAACUGGAAGCUAUGAAAGACAUUCGUUCAAAAACCUUGCAGCUGGAAAAGGUAAAACUUAAAAUUAUUCGCGAAGUAGAAAACGGCGAUGCGGAAGAGAAGUGUCUUGCCGAAUAUCGCCGCGAGCUUGAGCUCCUGAUGCAGGAAAAGAUGAGUCAUGUAGAGGAAUUAAGGCAAAUUCAUGCAGACAUUAAUGCGAUGGAAACUGUCAUCAAACAGGCGGAAGAGAACAGAAUUCGAUCGAUCAAUAUGGCGAAUCGAUUUCACGAGGAAUAUGUACCGCUGAAGUCGGACGUCGACACGAUGCGCCGUGAAUAUCUUGGACUGGAGCGUCUUCCGGAACUACACGAGGAAGAGGGAUCGAUUAUCUCCCCAGAGUAUCGUUUCCAGAACUACUACACAGGCAACAAAUCGAUAACGAAUCCGGCAGCAACUUUUGCUCGGCCUCCACUUUCGGCACACCAUCCUUUACCACCGGACGGACCGGUUACCGCACUUCCACCGACGGCUCCACCUGGUUUCCUGCCGCCACCGCCUGUGGCUAUGCGCAUCAAUAAACCACCAGAGCUUCCCACCAAUCGACUCCAACCGGCUCCCUCUACCAUCGGAAUAGGUCAUCCCACGUUCAGGUCUGAUUUCAAUGUCAAUCUGAGUCUUUCCAGACAACAACCGCCGCCGAUGAAGUCGUGUCUUUCCUGCCACCAGCAGAUCCAUCGUAACGCUCCGAUUUGUCCCCUGUGUAAGGCAAAGAGUCGAUCGCGCAAUCCGAAGAAGCCGAAAAAGAAGGAGCACUAAUAAAGUCUGUGUGAGACGCCACUUCACAGAUCGACUGACCACAGUGUUUGUAGUUCCCAUCUUCCGAUGAGAUGAGUUUGCAUUUAAUAAUUCGCUUUGAAAUGUAACGUUUAAGUGUUUUUAGUUUUUUUUUUCUUUAUUGUACGGACUUGCCAACAUUAUAAGCUGUUCAAUUCAACUAAUUUUGUUGACUGUUCUAAGGAGUAUUUGUAAACUCCGGUGAACGUGUGACUAACGAUACUUAUUAGGAACCCUACGAGGUGAUCUUCAUUUCGUUUAAGUGAAACGAAAAUAACAUUAUACGUAGCGUAGUAUAUAGCCAACAUAACUGACCAGUGUAAUGAUAAGCUUUUAAUUUUCAAUCAAUAAACGUAAAUA
This is a messenger RNA of Sabethes cyaneus, 1394 nucleotides long. Its product is annotated as zinc finger C4H2 domain-containing protein. The transcript has 5 exons. Gene Ontology annotation, cellular component: nucleus. Gene Ontology annotation, biological process: positive regulation of neuron differentiation. Lineage: Eukaryota; Metazoa; Arthropoda; Insecta; Diptera; Culicidae. The record is from RefSeq and is a predicted model, not a curated record. Bases 189 to 1016 code for a protein of 275 amino acids.